This is a messenger RNA of Miscanthus lutarioriparius, 576 nucleotides long. NCBI's taxonomy places the organism in Eukaryota, Viridiplantae, Streptophyta, Magnoliopsida, Poales, Poaceae. The record is from the annotation of a GenBank genome assembly.
AUGGCCCCGUCCUCGCUUCCCCACCUCCUCUUCCUCCUUGCCUUGACGUCGCCCGUCGCCGUCCUCGCUGCCGCCGCCGGCGGCGGCGAAGGCGACCACGGCCUGACGCACAUCCACCUGUACGUCCACGAGACGUACACGGGGGCGAACGCCACGGCCGCCGCCGUGCUGCAGUCCCCACUGGGCGCCAACUCGUCGUUCGGGAGCAUGGGCGUGGUGGACGACGAGGUACGCGUGGGCCCGGACCGGUCGUCGCAGCUCGUGGGGCGGUACCAGGGCGUCUUCUUCGGUACGAGCGUGGAACUGGGCAAGGGCUACCUGACGUCCAUCACGCUGGUGUUCACCGCCGGCGAGUACGGCGGGAGCACGCUGUCCGUGCAGGGCCCCCCUGCUCGGGUUCACCGGCACCAUCGAGCGCGCCGUGGUCGGCGGCACCGGCAAGUUCAGGCUCGCGCGCGGGUACAUGCUGUUCAAGAUGAUAAGCAAGCCGACGCCGGAGACGGACGUCAACGAGAUCAACCUGUUCGUGCUCAUGCACCCUGCUGGCAAAUACUAGCACGCACAUUGAGACUUUGA